Messenger RNA from Cryptosporidium muris RN66, 636 nucleotides. RefSeq lists its product as uncharacterized. The record is from RefSeq and is a predicted model, not a curated record. Bases 1 to 636 code for a protein of 211 amino acids. Lineage: Eukaryota; Apicomplexa; Conoidasida; Eucoccidiorida; Cryptosporidiidae. The transcript has a single exon.
AUGCUAAAUAAAAUUGGUGAAAAAGAUUUAGAUCAAUCUAAUUAUAGAUUCAGAACAUUAUCAAUAGAUAAUUUUAAUAUUAAUUAUUCUCCAAGUAAGACUGAUCCUCCUAUAGGUAUAUUUGAUCAUUUUAUACAAGAAAAUAAAUAUAAUAGAAGUAUUACUGAAUCUUUAACUUAUAUGGAUCCUAUAUUAAAUAAUAAUAAACAUAGUUAUGAGGAAUAUGAUAUAUCAAAAGAUGAUCAUACUAAAGAUAUAUUAGAUAUAAGAUCUAUAAAUAACAGAGAAUUUAUAAUAGAUGAAUCAACUAAUCUAAGAGAUCAAUUAAUUACUAAUACAUCUGAUAGUAUUUCAAUAAAUCAUACAACAAGUACAAUUAAUGAUGAUUCAAAUUUGAAUAUUAUGAAUGAAGUAUCAAGUGUAUUAACAACAUCUUCAGAUACUUGUACAACUAUAAAAUGGAAUUUAGUUUGGAAAACUAUAGAAAAUAUUGAUAAACAAAUUCAAAGAAAAGAUCAAAAGUAUCAAAAAUUUCGUACAUUAUUAUAUAAUUUGGGAAAUAAAGACAUUGAGUCUUUAGAUAUUACAAAGGAUACUGUUUCUAAUGUAUCAUUAUCAGUACAAAUAUCAAAUUAA